Perca fluviatilis (European perch) is the source of this 1876-nucleotide messenger RNA. RefSeq names its product somatostatin receptor type 2. Gene Ontology annotation, cellular component: membrane; neuron projection. NCBI's taxonomy places the organism in Eukaryota, Metazoa, Chordata, Actinopteri, Perciformes, Percidae. Bases 479 to 1501 code for a protein of 340 amino acids. The record is from RefSeq and is a predicted model, not a curated record. Gene Ontology annotation, biological process: cellular response to glucocorticoid stimulus; neuropeptide signaling pathway; regulation of insulin secretion. The transcript is spliced from 2 exons. Gene Ontology annotation, molecular function: somatostatin receptor activity; neuropeptide binding.
AAAGGGCUCCCGGGGAGAGAACGAGUGGUCAGGCGAGCGUCCGAGCGGCUGUCCUGCUCAUAUCCACAACGCUGUGCGUCAGUGAGUGUGUUUACGCAUGUGUGUGUGUGUGUGUGUGUGCGUGCAUGUGUGUGUGUGUGUGUGUGUGUCUGUGUGUGUGCAUGGGUAUCAGAGACAAGCGCGCUCCACCGCAAAGGAAUUAAUUUCGACAGGUUUUUUUUAAAAGAUAAAAGGAAAGUAACGACUGACUGGAUGGGGGAGAGAGUUGAAGAGUUGCUGAUGCCUGGCUGCUCUUGAACCUAAAAAGAAAAACGGGUUUUGAUCUUCAGGCUGUUGUUUUAUUUUCAGUUGUUUACUCCUCUCCGUCUGAGUACUUUUCACCUUCACCGCGAGGAGCCGAGAGGUGACUGCAGAGGAAUUUAAGCAGAAGAAGAUUACACUUUACUUGAAGUAUUUGACGCGCUGGCGGGGGGGCAGAAUGGAUGCCUCAUUUUUAGCAGACGACGACUACAAUCAGACCUACGUGGAUGAGCAUCUUUUCUACGAGGGCAAGAUGGACGGCUUUGGCAUUGCCAUGGCUGUACUCUACUUGGCGGUUUGCAUCCUGGGCCUCGCCGGGAACUCCCUCGUCAUCGUUGCCGUCUUGAAGUUGGACAAAAUGUCGUCGCCCACGACGGUGUACAUUUUCAACCUGGCGCUGGCCGACGGACUCUUCAUGGUCGGCCUUCCCUUCAUCGCGAGCCAGAACUUCCAGAACUACUGGGUGUUUGGCGACGCGGCGUGCAAACUGGUCAUGGUGCUGGACGGCAUCAACCAGUUCACCAGCGUCUUCUGCCUGACGGCGAUGAGCCUCGACCGCUACAUGGCUCUGGCCGACCCGCUGCGCUUCGCCCGCUGGAGAACGCCGCGCAGCGCCAAGGUCGUCUCGGCAUUCAUGUGGCUGUUCUCGCUGCUCACCAUCCUCCCGAUGGCGCUCAACUUCUCGGCCGACGGAGGCCUGUGCAUGCCGUACCUCGUCUCCGAGGCCUGGUGGCUCGGCGUUCUGUCGUACGCCUUCGUCUUGGGGUUUGCGCUGCCGUUCACGGUCAUGACGGCGUUCUACGCGGCGCUGCUGCUCACCCUGAGGUCCCAGCGGCUCCGGGCGACGACGCCGCCCAACCACGAGAGCCAGCGGCUGGAGCGGCAGGUGACCAAAAUGGUGGUGGCGGUGGUGGUGGUGUUUGGGAUUUGCUGGCUGCCGUUUUACACGUUGAACUUCUACUCUCUGUAUCAAACCGGCCUGGUGCUGAGCUUCACCAGGGCUUUCGAUUUCGUGGUGCUGCUGUCGUACUCUUGGAGCUGCGCCAACCCCAUCCUCUACGCCUGCCUCUCCGACACCUUCAGGAGGCACUUCCGCACACUCGUCUGCCCCGCCGCCAAUUCGCCUCCCAGCAUGCACUGCAACACUGAACGGUAUGACUUAAGUGACACAUGUGUGCGGGAUGUGACCAUUCUGGCAUAGAGACAUACAUAAAAUACAUAAACAUAAAAAAACCUGACUCUAUAUUUUCCUCAAUGGCCUGUCACGAUGCACCGCAUGAUACUUUUUACCUGCUCGCCACUUAUUUACUCAUUUGAUGUUUGUAGAUAUGUGAUACAUAUACAUUGGAAGGGAUUGAAGUAGGAUUGGGCAUCGAGAACCGAUUCCUACUUGGAAUCGUUUCAAAAAUUACGAUUCCAGUAGAAUCGUUUCUGUAUUGGAAUCGUUUAGAGGAUUUGGUUUCAAAUCCGAUCAUCGCUUCCCAAUUUCAUAUGUGCGAGUUGUGGUUUCCCGAAGCGGCCAGGCGCUUGUUGUUGGCACCGUCAGACACCGCCUACCAAGAGCCUGGGUCGGUCC